Messenger RNA from Rubroshorea leprosula, 3280 nucleotides. The record is from the annotation of a GenBank genome assembly. NCBI's taxonomy places the organism in Eukaryota, Viridiplantae, Streptophyta, Magnoliopsida, Malvales, Dipterocarpaceae.
CGAACUAUUGAACCAGAGAUGGGUGAUCUCAUCCUUGGCCCUGUUGUAAAUGCCACUGUGUCUAAGGUGAUUGCUAUUGCUUCCGAUCAGCUCAAUUUAGCACUGGGAUGGAACGAGGACCUGCAAAAGUUUUGUAGUACAAUGAGGAGUCUCCAAGGUUUGUUGCAAGAUGCUGAUGAAAAGAAUGUCAGUGGCAACCUUGCUCUGAAGUCCUGGCUCCAGGAUCUUCGAGCUAUUGCAGAUGAGGCUAAUGAUCUACUGGAGGAGGUCGCUUAUGAAAAUAUGCGGCGUCAGAUGGCAGUUCAGAAAUCAAAGGUCAGGUACUUCUUUACUCAGGCUGACCCCCAGGCCUUGCUAUUUCGCCAGAAAAUGGCUAAUAAAAUUAAGAGUUUGAACAAAAGGCUUGCUGGUAUCAAUCUCUUGGCUAAUCAGUUGGGACUGCAAUACAAACUUGCAAAUGCGGGUCCUGAACCCAGAGCCAGAGUAGGGCUCGAGACCCACUCUUUGCUUCCAUCACCGGUUUUUGGAAGAGAGGAGGAUGUCUCUAAAAUAGUCAGCUUGUUGGUUGACUCAAGUAGUCAGCAUGACCUCUCUGUCAUGACUAUAGUGGGUAUGCCAGGCCUUGGCAAAACCACUUUAGCAAAAGCAGUGCUUGAAAAUGGUAAAAUAUGUGAACAUUUUGGUGAUAAUAAAAUGUGGGUUUGUGUGUCUGAAAAUUUUGAUGUCAAAAAGAUUUUAAUGGAGAUGUUGGAGUCUAUUACCAAAAGUAGUAGUGGCGGUGGGGAUAUUGGAAGCAAAGAUACUGUGCUGAGGAAAAUACAAGAGAAGUUGGGGGAGAAAAGUUAUCUUCUCAUACUAGACGAUGUUUGGAAUGAGGAGAGACAAAUAUGGGAGGAUUUAAGGAAUUGCUUGUUGGGAAUAAGUAAAAAUAAGGGGAGUAGGGUGCUUGUGACAACCCGACUUGAAAAUGUUGCAUCUCUAAUGGCAGUUAGUGGUGAACACAUUUGUCGUCCCAGGCAAUUAAAUGAAGAUGAGUGUUGGACUAUAAUCAAGCAGAGAGCAUUUGGAGACAAUUCAGUACCAGAGGGGUUAGAGGGAAUUGGAAAACAGGUUGCUAAAAGAUGUAAAGGCGUUCCACUAGUUGCAAGUAUUAUAGGGGCUACUUUGCAGAAUAAGAGGGACAAAAAGGAGUGGCAGGCAAUUACAGAGAAUUGUGUAUGGGAUUCACUGGAAAAAGAGAACAGGGUCUUGGAUAUAAUAAAAUUCAGUUAUGAUCGCUUGCCUAAACUGGCUUUGAAGCAAUGCUUUGCAUUUUGUUCCAUUUUUCCUAAGGAUUUUGUCAUGGGAAGGGGGAUGUUAAUUAAACUUUGGAUGGCUCAAGGAUUUCUUGAAUCAUCUGAAGAAAGUUGUAUGGCAGCAGAGGAGAUUGGUGACAAGUAUUUCAAAUAUUUGUUAUCAUAUUCCCUAUUUCAAGAAGAACGGAGGAAUCAUGUAACUGGGAGUGUUAUAUCUUGCAAGAUGCAUGAUUUGAUUCAUGAUUUUGCUCAAUUCAUUUCAAAUUUUGAGACGUUGAUUGUUGAGGAGCAGCCCGGUAGUCAUAUUUCUCAUCAUGUUAGGCAUUUGAAUCUAAUUGGUGGGAGGGAAAUGGUGCCAACAAUUUUAGGAGAUGUUGCUAAAAAGUUGCAGACAUUGUUUUCCAAGUAUGGUUUUUCUAGUGAUGUGCAAGUGGAUCUUAAAAGGUUGCGGGUUCUCAAGCUUGAUGAUGCUUCUGAUGCAAAACAAUUGCCAACAUGCUUUGGCAACUCGAAGAGCUUGAGGUACCUAGACAUUUCAAGAACUCAAAUAGAAGAACUGCCCAAGUUCAUCACCAAGCUAUACAAUUUGCAAACAUUCAGAUUCACGAACUGCAAUUCUCUUAAAAUGCCUCCGGGAGGAAUAGGAGAUUUAAUCAACUUGAGGUAUAUUCAUUUCAGUGAUGAAGAGCGCCUCCAGCCUCACUCAAAUGUAAGAAGAUUAGGUAUUGAAGGCUAUGGAGGUAGAAACUUGGCAUCAUGGAUGUUGAAGAGCAGUAAAGAAUUGUUGUCGCUUAACAAUUUGGUGGCACUGAGCAUUAGCAAUUGCGGGAUGCUAUAUAGAAUUCCAGAGUGUCUACCGAGUGGGCUCUCAUCCUGCAUUGCUUUGGAGGAAUUGGAGAUAUGGAAAUGCUCUAAUUUGGUUUCUAUUCCAGAAGAAUUGAAACAGUUACGGUCUCUUGUUAAGUUGGAUAUUUGUGAAUGUCCAAAAUUGAAGUUUGUUCCAAGUCUAGAAGGACUUGUCUCUCUGAAAAUAGUAGAGGUGCAAGAGUGUGAUGGAUUAGAGUGUCUACCGAGUGAGCUCUCAUCCUGCAUUGCUUUGGAGGAAUUGAAGAUAGGGGAAUGCUCUAAUUUGGUUUCUAUUCCAGAAGAAUUGAAACAGUUACAGUCUCUUGUUAAGUUGGAUAUUUGUGAAUGCCCAAAAUUGAAGUUUGUUCCAAGUCUAGAAGGACUUGUCUCUCUGAAAACAGUAAAGUUGAAAGAUUGUGGUGGAUUAGAGUGUCUUCCGACUGGGCUCUCAUCUUGUACUGCUCUGGAGGAAUUAAAGAUAUGGAAUUGCUGUAAUUUAGUUUCUAUUCCUGAAGAAUUGAAACAGUUACGAUCUCUAGUUAAGUUGGAUAUUUGGGAAUGUCGAAAAUUGAGGAGCUUCCCAGAGGAGAUCUUGAGCUCUCUUGCCAGCUUGAAGACAUUAGGGCUUGGCCUUUUCCCAGAAGAGCUAGAGGAAUUCCCAAAUUUGAGUUCCACUUCCACUCCAGCCUCCCUUGAAGUCUUGCGUUUGGGUGGAUGGGGAAAUGUAACUCUGCCACAUCAAAUUCAACGCCUCAUUACCCUCAGGGAUUUAACUAUCGAAAGCUUCAAUGGAGUGGAAGAAGCAUUAUUGGGAAACCUAUCUUUUCUUAAAACACUUACAAUUAAGGGUUGUACUGGGUUAAGGCGUCUAUCAAGUGGGCUGUUAUCUCUUGAGAGACUCCGUUAUGAAAAUUGCCCUAAUCUGGUCGUUUCAGCAGCGGUGUAGGUUUGAUUCCAGUAUGUUGUCUCUUGUUUUGUUUGUGCAUAAUUGUGCUUUUUCAAAUUAUCACAACCCUCGAUCCGUGAAAAGAGGGAUCCCAAUGUAGCUUUGCAGCAACCAACCAAACAAUUUUGCAUCUUGUAUUCAAGCUUCUGUAAGAACCUGAGGUUUCAGUCUUGAAAAAAGAAUCUGAGGUUGU